ACGUACCAGGGCCUUACUGGGAUGUGCUGAGGCUUUCCUGGGGGUUUACUGGGACGUACUGAGCCUUUACUGGGCACAUUUGGGGGCUCUUUAGGGUCUCCCGGGGGUAUUUGGGGUCCAUCUGGGCCCCCCCAGGUCCCUUUUUUUGGGGUGCGCGCGGGGGGGGGGGGGCUGGGGGUGUGUUGAGCAUUGAGGAGUGCCCUUGGGGGCUUACUGGGACUUACUGGGAGCGGCGGCAGCUGCUCUUCCCCCCCCCCCCCCCCCCCUUCUUCCCCAGGCAGCCCAGCUGUAUGGUAAUAGGGGCCCCGGCGUCACCGCCGGCGUCACCGCGUCCCCCGUAACCACCCCGUUGUCUCUGUGUGUGUGUGUGUCCCUGUGUCCCCCCUUUCCUUUGGCAGAGCCACCCGCCGACCGCCUUCAUGCUCAGCCCCAGCCCCUCGCCAGCGCUCCCGGCAUGACCUCGGGCACCGGCAGCUCUGCCUCCACCGUCGCCGGCGCCGCCCCCCACAAUGGUGAGAACAAACCGCCCCAGGCCAUCGUGAAACCCCAAAUCCUCACCCACGUCAUCGAGGGCUUCGUCAUCCAGGAAGGGGCAGAACCGUUCCCGGUGGGGCGCUCCUCCUUGCUGGUGGGGAACCUGAAGAAGAAGUAUGCGCAGGAGCUGCUGGCUGAGAAGCUCCCGCCGCAGGACAACACCACCACCACCGACUCCGAAAUGGAGGAACCUUAUUUACAAGGUGUCCCUCCGCGCCCCCCAGAAUCCAAAGAAGAGGGGAACCCCCCCAAACUGAAGUGCGAGCUCUGCGGCCGCGUCGACUUCGCUUAUAAAUUCAAGCGCUCCAAGCGCUUCUGCUCCAUGGCUUGUGCCAAAAGGUACAACGUGGGGUGCACGAAGCGGGUGGGUUUGUUCCACCCCGAUCGCAGCAAACUGCAGAAACCCGGCGGCCCCCCCCACGGCCGCCGUCGGACCUGCAAGGGGACGCUGCCCACCCUCGGCAAAGACACCAAGAAGCAGCCGCCGGUUUCUCUCCCGCCGGGUUCGGUGCCUCUUUCCGUGACGGCGUCGUUGCAGCUCAACCACAGCCAAGAAGAUUCCAGUCGGUGUUCGGAUAAUUCGAGCUACGAGGAGCCGCUCUCCCCCAUCUCGGCCAGUUCCUCCACCUCCCGCCGACGCCAGGGCGAGCGAGACCUGGAGCUACGCGAGAUGGACCUGCCCGACGUCCACGUCCGCGACCUGGCCGGCAUCGGCCACCGCUUCCUCCCCAGCGAGCCCAGCAAGUGGAACGUGGAGGACGUCUACGAGUUCAUCCGCUCCCUGCCGGGUUGCCAGGAGAUCGCGGAGGAGUUCCGGGCGCAGGAGAUCGACGGGCAGGCGCUGCUGCUGCUGAAGGAGGAUCAUCUCAUGAGCACCAUGAACAUCAAACUGGGGCCGGCCCUCAAGAUCUACGCCCGCAUCAGCAUGCUCAAGGACUCCUAGAGCCGGUUGGGUGGGGGGCGCCCAUGGGACACCCCCCACCCCCCCCCCAACCCCUCUCAAACCCUCUACCCGCCCCGUGGGGUGGGGUGGGUGGGGGUGGGGGUGGGGGAGCUGGGGGUUUGGCGGGGGGGAGCCACUCGUGAGCACAACCCGGCCCCGGGGCGGCCCCCCCCGGGGUGUGUAAAUAGGCCGUAGCUAGAGCGGGCCCCCCCCCUCCCCCCCGGCCCCGUAUUGGGGUGGGGUGGGGGGGUCACCCCCCCCACACACACACACACACACACCCCCACACACACCCCCUUCUCCGGCAGGGAGGGGAGGGGUCCCCGCGUCUCCCCCCCCUCUCCGUGUCCCCGUCCCCCCCACCCCCCUCCCCAAAACGGCAGGGCGAAGCAGGACGAUUGCCUUAACAUGUGCCCCCCCACCCCCCCCCACCUCCUCAAGCUGGGCUUUGGGCUACCAGCCCUGGGGGGGUGUUAGCCCGGUGCAGGGGGGAGUGGGGGGGGGGGGUGGGGGGUAUCUCGGGGUGUGCAGAGAAGGCGUCACCCCCCAACCCCACCCCACCCCCUGCGGGGGCUGUUUUGGGGGCACCUUAGUAGAGGACGGUGGGGGGGGGGGUGUCCCCCCACGGCAGGUAAGGACCCCCCCCCAGCACCCC
This is a messenger RNA of Chroicocephalus ridibundus (black-headed gull), 2132 nucleotides long. RefSeq names its product polyhomeotic homolog 2 (gene PHC2). NCBI's taxonomy places the organism in Eukaryota, Metazoa, Chordata, Aves, Charadriiformes, Laridae. Bases 455 to 1477 code for a protein of 340 amino acids. Gene Ontology annotation, biological process: negative regulation of DNA-templated transcription. Gene Ontology annotation, cellular component: nucleus; PRC1 complex. The transcript has 6 exons. Gene Ontology annotation, molecular function: chromatin binding; histone binding; zinc ion binding. The record is from RefSeq and is a predicted model, not a curated record.